Nicotiana tabacum (common tobacco) is the source of this 489-nucleotide messenger RNA. NCBI's taxonomy places the organism in Eukaryota, Viridiplantae, Streptophyta, Magnoliopsida, Solanales, Solanaceae. The record is from RefSeq and is a predicted model, not a curated record.
AUGGGAUUUGGGGAGAGGUUCAUUGGCCUUGUAUAUGGUAUAAUAUCGAAUAAUUGGUAUUCAGUUCUGGUUAAUGGGCAACCACAUGGCUUCUUCAAAUCAACUAGGGGCGUCAAGCAAGGGGAUCCUCUAUCCACUUCACUUUUCAUCCUUGUAGCUGAGGCUCUAUCUAGGGGUUUAAAUGCUCUUCAUAUGAACCUCUAUUUUUGUGGUGUUGGCCUACCCAAAUGGAGUCCAAAGAUCAAUCACCUAGCUUAUGCAGAUGACACAAUCAUUUUCUCAUCCUCAGAUAUGCUUACCCAAGCUCAAGAAGAUCUCCGUGUCUCUAAAAUUAAGAUUCAGUUCCUUGAAAGUUUUCUUGCUCCUUUGAAGACAACUUAUGAAGCCCCGGAGGCAGAAAAAGAAGAAUUGAAAGCUGAAAUUGAGCAGUGGGAGAAGGAUUAUGAAGCCCUCGAAGAUAAGUCAUCACUUGACGUUAAAUGCAUAUGA